GCGCUACUCAAACGAAGAGCUCUCAAAUUUCUCAGUUCUCAAAGUAAUCUCUCAAAUUAGCCUUCUCUCUCAAGGCUUUUGGCCCCCAACUUGAUAUUUCUUACAUAAACAGAAGUUACAGAACGCUGCCAUGGACAGUAUUAAUAAUUGGGUGGAGCGCAGUGUUAGAGAAUGGAUGAGUACCUUCAAUGAACGUAUCGCCAGAGCUCGUUGUAGAAGAUUGAUGGAGGAAAUCGUGAUAUUUAUCCGUGACCGUGUAGGCCCUGUGAUUAACAAUCUGAGGGGACAAGUUGAUAGCCUUAAUCGGGAAAUUAGAACUCUCAAGCGAGAAGUUCAAGGACUUAAUCAACAAAGCAGAUCUCUCAACUUGGAGUUGCAACAACUGAGGGAACAGGUGUCCGAGCACCAGAAUAGGCUGAGAACAUUAGAGGAGGAAAAAUGUGAAUUGACAAUGCAACUACUACAGAUUCAGUAAAGCAACACCAACCCAAGGGGCUUCCCUGAACCCUGAUGUCUUCUAUUGAUUCUUGGACACGUUAAUUUGGCCUAAUGGGUGCAUAAUUAGUAUGUUAGUAUGUGAGUACUUUCAACUGCUGUGAAAAUGGUAGUGCUAUUUAUCUGUAGGCACUAAAAAUAGUGUCUGCUGUCCCAGCAAUUGCUUUGUGGGGGAGUUUCCUCUCCUAUAUUCAAAUGGUAGCAUAGGCAGUGAUGAAAGACACAUUUUGUUUGUAGGUUUAUGUAGAUCAAAUAAAGUAAUUGUAGCAACUAGCAAUACACCUUGAUAAAGAUAUUAAUGGUGCUUAGA
Quercus lobata is the source of this 805-nucleotide messenger RNA. RefSeq lists its product as uncharacterized. The transcript has 4 exons. The coding region runs from base 131 to 475 and encodes 114 amino acids. The record is from RefSeq and is a predicted model, not a curated record. Lineage: Eukaryota; Viridiplantae; Streptophyta; Magnoliopsida; Fagales; Fagaceae.